Molecule: messenger RNA, 665 nt
Organism: Solanum lycopersicum (tomato)
Lineage: Eukaryota; Viridiplantae; Streptophyta; Magnoliopsida; Solanales; Solanaceae
Source: RefSeq, a predicted model, not a curated record
UAUGAAAUUAUACGAAAUAUAAUAUUAUUAUAGUCUCUAUUGAAAUUUAAAAAAUAACCUUAUCAUAUUUUUAUUCAUUUCAUUAAGGAUCAGACCACACCUUAGAUACCUUCCUCCUCCAUCCCUAUAAAUAACAAAGCUUACCUAUCUUGUCCAUACAAUCCCCUUGACUUAAUUAGUACACUACUUUCUUCUAGAACUUCUUCUCCUUCUUCCAAUUACUUCUCAACACACAAUGGCCAAUUGGACAAAAAACCAAAACAAGAAAUUUGAGGAGGCAUUGGCUUUAUUUGACAAAGACACUCCAGAUAGGUGGCAUAAUAUUGCUAGGUGUGUUGGUGGAAAAUCAGCAGAGGAAGUGAAGAGACACUAUGAAUUGCUUGUAAAAGAUGUCAUGCAAAUAGAAAAUGAUCAAGUUCCUUUGCCUAAUUAUAGGGGUGCUAGUAGCAAUGGAAGAAGUUAUUCCAAUGAACAAAGGCUUAUGCAGAAUCUGAGGUUAUAGCAAGAAGAAAAUUGUAUCGAUGUAUAAUAUCAUCUAAUUAUCAUUACUAUAAAAUGCAAACAAAAAUUAAUCCAUGUCUAUUUUAUGCUAAUAUGUAUUAAAGUACUUUGCUUUUGUUGUUAAAAUGUAUAACAUGAACGCAAAUAAUACCAUGCUUACUUAA